GUUUCUAAGAUGCUGCGUGCGCAGCUUUCAAGUGUCACGUGGCCCCACGGAGAAGAUGGCGGCUGUAAUGGAGAGAAGCUUCGUGGAGUUUUGCGGGUUUGAGCGGGAAACAGAGCGCCGGUUCCGUGAAGUCACAGUGAGUCCAGGUGUGAGCGCUCCAACAGUUGGGAUCAAAUUUGCUGAUAGUUCCGGGGCAUUCCAUUAUGAAGAGAGUGGGAAGCUGCUGUCGGUCACUAGCAACCGAUUCAUCCUCUGGUCUACGUCAAUGGACACGGUCCAGCUGGUGGAGGAGUCUUUGGAUUGUAACUUGCUGAACAAUGCUGUGAGACUGAAGUUCAGCCCAUGCACUGUUCUGCCUGGAGGAGUCAGCAUCCAGGAAACACGGAACAAUGUCAUCAUCCUGAUUAGCACCAAUAAGAGUGUCCACAGGCUGGUGCUGCCUCAUCCAGCGUGCAUGUACCGCAGUGAACUGGCUACUGAGCAGCACAUGCAGUCCAUUUUCACCGAUCUGAUGAAACUAGAUCUGCAGGACCCAGCUCAUCAUGCUGUCAUCCCCGGCUGUGCAGGACACACCGCCAGUGCCGGUGUUGCAGCGGCAUGGCUCAGUUUCCAUGGUGAUGCUCACUUUGCUCUGGCUUCUCCUGCUGGAGGCAUUACCAUUGUGACUUUACCACCUCAAGACUCCCAGGGUGGCGUGUCAGUUCUGGACCUGAAGCAGACCUCUGUGAUGAAAAGGAUCUCUGGCUGGAUGCCGACUGCCAUUCUGGGGGAUCAGAGUCCAGCGGACUUGGUCAUGAGUCUAGCGGUUCGGGUGCUUGAGGAGGACUCGCUGAUCUUUGCUCUGGGUCAGGACCACAGGCUAAGGAUGUGGUCUCUCAUGGAUCAGGCUUGUCUGCUGGAAACUGACAUGUUGGAGUUCAUGCCUGCAUGCAAAGGUGUGAGACGUCUGCUGGCUCAGGGAAACUGGCUCCGCCUGGCCUACUCGUCCAGAACCGGCCUCUGCCUGUGUGUUUAUCUAGCCGUCCCUCAGCGAGGACAGUUCAUUGUCCUUCAGCUGGUCGGGACGGAUAACAACCGCUACAGCUUUGAGCACAUCUCCUCUCUGUUCAGCACACAGGAGGUUCUGGUGGACUUUGCUCUGACCUCCUCUGACAUCUGGGCUCUGUGGAUGGACCAGUCCAACAACACUGUGGUCAAAUACAUCAACUUUGAGCACAACACAGCGGGCCAGUGGAACCAGAUCUUUGUUCAGCCUCCACCAGAAGAAGAAGUCCUUGUGGGACUAGACCUGGAUCCACGGGAGACCUACCUGGAUGUUUUGUUCUCUCCUCUGCGUUUUACAGCCUCAGCCAUCGUCAAAGCCUUGCAGAUCUAUCGUCGUGGUUCUGAGAGAGUCCUUGACCUAUCGUGGGACAAUCUGAAAAAACUGGUGACGCAGGCUGUGGAGAGUGAGCUGCAGGCCAGCAUCACAGAGUUCGAGUUUUCUCAGGAGGAGUACCGUCAGCUGCAGGUGGAGUUCUGGUCCCGGUUCUAUUCCUGCUGUCUGCAGUACCAGGAGGUGGAGUCCACCCCUCUGGGGCUGACUGUCAAUCCCCACACGGGUCUGGCCUGCGUGCUUCGUAAGGGCUUUGUGUCCUUCCUGCUGCCGUGUUUUGCCGUGGACCACCUGUACCUGUCGUAUGAUGAGUACCUGAUCUCUGAAGAGGAGACGCCCAUUACAGAUGACCCUGACAUGGCCAGAGACGUCCUUCAAUUGGUUCAGAGUCUGCGGCUCAUCAGUGACGCAGUUUCUGAGGAGAUGACCUAUGAGAUGGAGAACGCGCUGGAAUAUCUUCAAAUCCCAGAGAGAGCUGCUGAGCUUGUCCUGGAGAAAAUGCUGUGCAACGACAGUGAGAACAUCAUCGUGGACAUUCAGAACAAACUGCAGGAUGUCCGGAAUCCCACUGCGGCCAUGAUGGUUCUGAUAAGGGAGAUGGACCUGGAGACGGACUCGGAGUUUGGUGGAGAUGGACUGGUGGCUCCAGGACUGAGUGUACGGAUGAGCCUGUCUCAGCUGUACAGCAGCAGCUGUGCUGUUUCUCUUGUCUGCCAGGCUGUGUGCCACUUGGCCAUGACCCGAGCUCGGUUCUGCAGAGAUCUGCUCAUCCUGCAGAAACUUUACCUGCGAUUUGGAGACAACGUGUUUCUGGGUGGAGGGGGGCAGCUUCUGCAGCUCCAACAGGAUCUGAUCCCUCGAACCUCCCACCUCCUCUCCUCUUAUCACCUCCUCAAACACAUCAGUCAGACUCUCACCUCCUUCGUUCCUGUGGACACCAUAGACGUGAACCUGCAACACCUCACUGCGUUGGAGCUAUCUGACACGCCAACUAUGACCCCAGCUAGAUCAGUGUGGACCCCUCAGACGGUGGUAGAGCUGUUCUAUCAGACAGUAGGACGGAGGAUCAUCAUGUCGCAGGUGUUUUCUCAGCAGCACGGCGACUCUCCGCUCAUCUGGACUCAUCUGAUCUCCAAUGUGGUCCAGCUGCUCGCUCAGCUGCUUUGGCCCAGUAACCCUGGUUUCCAGUUUCUGGAGUGCCUGGUGGCUAAUUGUCAGUUCACACAGCUGCAGGAGUACAUGCGGCUGAUUGGCCCGUGGUGUCAGGUGAACAUCGGCUCGUGUCGUUUUGUGCUGGGUCAGUGCCACCUAGCUAACGGGGAAGGCCAGAAGGCUCUACAGUGUUUUCAGGAAGCGGCAUCAGAGGUGGAGCGGGAGGCGUUUCUGAUGAAGCUGACGAGCUGUGGGGAUGAAGAGGCUGCUUCCAGCCCCAGAUUACAGUACUACAACAAGGUGUUGCGGCUGCUGGAGGACAUGGGUCUACCUGAGUUUGUCAUCCAGCUCGCCUCUCUGGCCUUAUCAGAAGCAGCUGGUGAUGCCCACAGUCAGGCAGCUCUGUGGACCAAGAUAUUCAAGCAUCACCUGGAUCUGGGUCACAACAGUGAAGCUUACGAAGCUCUGACCCAAAACCCAGACAGCAGCAUGCAGCUGGAUUGUCUUCGCCAGCUGGUGGUGGUUCUGUGUGAACGCUCUCAGCUGCAGGAUUUAGUCCAGUUUCCCUACGUCCACCUGCAUGAUGAGGUAGUCAGCAUCAUCGAGUCCCGUGCUCGUAGUUUGGAUCUGCUGACCCACAAUUACUACGAGCUUCUGUACGCCUUCCACAUUACCCGACACAACUACAGGAAAGCGGGGACCGUCAUGUUUGAGUUUGGGAUGCGUCUGGGCCGGGAGAUUCGUACGCAGCUUGGCCUUCAGAAACAGGUGAACUGUUACCUGGCUGCUCUUAACUGUCUCCGCCUCAUCAGGAGUGAGUACGCCUGGAUUGUUCAGCCAGCAUCAGGGAGCACGUAUGAGCGACCUGGAGCGUCUCCAAAGAGGAAUUCUGAUGGAGAGUUUUCUGCUCCACCAGCUGCAGGUAGACAUCGGGUGGACAUUCUGGAGCUGAAUGAUCUGGAGAGGGAGUACUUUCUGUCUCGGGCCCGCCUCUCUCUUGCACAGCACCACCCACCAUCUGCAGCUAUUGCAGGCAGUGUGUCUGCACCAGAACUGGUCCUCCUCCUGGCCCAGACCGGACUCUUCGACUCAGCCCUUUCUCUCAGCCAAAUCUUCAAACUGGAUCUGAGUCCAAUCUUCGAUGCUUUAACCUUCAAGUGUAUCCAGCUGCAGUCUGGGGGGGAGGAGUCUCAGAAUGAAGCUUGGAGCUGGUUGGCUGCUAAUCAGCUGUCAGUUGUUACCACCAAAGAGUCCAGUGCCACUGAUGAGGCAUGGCGACUGCUAGCCUCUUACCUGGACAGGUAUCCAUCUACCAAUGGACAGUAUCAUCGCCAUGUCAUUCACAAGCUGCUGCAGCAUGGUGUCCCCUUGCCUGAUUGGCUGCUGCAGUCAUACAAGCGCAUGGACGCACCAUCUCUGCUUCGCCUCCUCCUGAACUUUGACCUGCUGGAAGCAGCAGGGGAACUUGUGGUGGAGUACGUGGAGGCCGUCCUUGGCCGAGGACAUCAAUACUUUGGGAUAGAGAGGCCGCUGUCGGCCACUUCUCCUCCCACCUGGCUGCCGUACACGACUAUCGAUCUACUGUUGCAUGCUCUGAGCGAGAUGCCAACACACACCAGACUUCUCAACAACAUUCGGGACAAGCUGGAUGAGUAUCACAACGUUGUGCGUCAGAUGACCGAACGUCGUCUUGCAACUCAAAGACACACUGCCGUGUAGGCGGAGCUUCAUGUUUUAGUUUUUCUACCUGUUGUUUCUCACCUGUAAAUCCUUUGAAUAAAAGUUUUUUUUCUAUGUUU
Molecule: messenger RNA, 4326 nt
Organism: Nothobranchius furzeri (turquoise killifish)
Lineage: Eukaryota; Metazoa; Chordata; Actinopteri; Cyprinodontiformes; Nothobranchiidae
Gene: nup160
Product: nucleoporin 160
Cellular component (GO): nuclear pore
Molecular function (GO): structural constituent of nuclear pore
Source: RefSeq, a predicted model, not a curated record